Arvicanthis niloticus (Nile rat) is the source of this 954-nucleotide messenger RNA. NCBI's taxonomy places the organism in Eukaryota, Metazoa, Chordata, Mammalia, Rodentia, Muridae. The record is from RefSeq and is a predicted model, not a curated record.
AUGUGGCUCUACCUGGUGGCACUGGUGGGCCUGUGGACAAUCCUGCAAUUUUUCAGGGAGAGGCAGGUGGUGAGCCAUCUCCAUGACAAGUAUGUCUUCAUCACGGGCUGUGGCUCAGGCUUUGGGAACCUGCUGGCCAGACAGCUGGACAGAAGAGGCAUGAGGGUGCUGGCUGCAUGUCGGAAGGAGGAAGGAGCCAAGCAGCUGAGAAGCAAGACAUCUGAGAGGCUGGAGACAGUGAUCCUUGAUGUCACCAAGACAGAGAGUAUUGUGGCAGCCACUCAGUGGGUGAAGGAGCGUGUUGGGAACAGAGGACUCUGGGGUCUGGUCAAUAAUGCUGGCAUUUCCACCCCCUCCGGUCCUAAUGAGUGGAUGAAGAAACAGGACUUUGCAACUGUACUGGAUGUGAACCUAUUGGGCAUGAUUGAGGUGACUCUGAACAUGCUGCCCUUAGUGAGGAAGGCAAGGGGCCGAGUGGUGAAUGUUUCCAGCACUGGGGGUCGAGUGUCUUCCAUUGGAGGAGGUUACUGCAUCUCCAAGUAUGGUGUAGAGGCCUUCUCGGACUCCCUCAGGAGAGAACUCUCCUAUUUUGGGGUGAAGGUGGCUAUCAUAGAGCCUGGUGGUUUCAAGACCAACAUCUCUGAUGUCAAGAGGCUAUCACAUAACUUAGAGAAGCUGUGGGACCAGGCCACCCCAGAGGUCAAGGAGAUCUAUGGCGAGAAGUUUAAAGACUCCUGUUUUAAAACAGUAAAGUUAUGGUCGAACACAUUAUCAGAAGACCUAUCUGUGGUGACAGACUGCAUGGAGCACGCUCUGACUGCCUGUCACCCUCGCACUCGAUACUCAGCUGGUUGGAAUGCCAAGGUCUUAUUUCUUCCUUUGAGCUACCUGCCCACAUUUCUUGUGGAUGCCCUUUAUUAUUGGAAUUUUCCAAAGCCUGCCCAAGCACUCUGA